AUGCCGCCCAAGCGCGCCAUUACCAUACACAGCGACGACGAAGGGUCCGCACCAGAGAGCUCCCCAGCCUCCAAGCGCGCGCGCACCCAGGAGGAUAGCGACACCGGGCUCGCGUCCCGGCCUAAGCGGGCCACCAAGGGCAAGGGAAAGUCCAGGCAGCGCACAGAGGAGGCCGUGGAUCUGGUAGACGAGGAGGAGGACGCCGUUGAGCAGACUGCACCAGACGAAGAUGAGGAGAAGAGAUUUGAGGAAGAGCAUGAGGAGGAGAUCCGGGAGAACCUCAUGUCGAAGGGCAAGGCACAGGGGGGCAUCGCGGAGAUGGGUAUCAUCGAGUCUAUUGAAAUGCACCAGUUCAUGUGUCACAAGUACUUGACGUUCCAAUUUGGGCCUCAAAUUAACUUCAUUAUCGGCCAUAACGGAAGCGGCAAGAGCGCUGUACUUUCUGCGCUUACCGUGGCUCUUGGAGGCAAAGCAAACUCUACCGGACGUGGGAGCGGUUUGAAGUCAUUUAUUCGCGAAGGACAAUCGGUGGCCGAAGUUACUGUUUGUCUCAAGAAUCAGGGCGAAGAAGCUUACAAGCCCAAAGAUUAUGGCAAGACUAUCGUUAUUACUCGCCGUUUCACCAGGGAAGGAUCUUCUAGUUAUAAAAUUAAAAGCAAGGAAGGGAAGGUCGUCUCUACCAAACGAGAGGAGUUGUCCGCUAUCUGUGAUCACAUGAAUAUUCAGGUUGACAAUCCCAUGAACAUUCUCACUCAAGAUGCUGCCAGGCAGUUUUUGAGCGCAUCACAGCCUGCCGACAAAUACAAGUUCUUCCUCCGUGGCACGCAACUCAGCCAGCUGAGCGAGGAAUACCAAACGUGUCUGGAGAACAUCAGUCAAACCCAGAAGGUUUUGAAGCGCAAAUCGGAAGUCAUUCCGGAUUUGCAAGAUGCGUUGGAAGAAGCGACUGCGCGCUUUCGGGAGGCCAACAAGGCCCGUGAGCAGAGGCACAAGGCCGACGAGUUGAAGAAGGAGCUUGCGUGGGCCCAUGUCCAGACCAAGCAGGAUGAACUGCAAGAGAAGCUCGAAGAAGCAGCCAAACUAUCUCGUCGCUUGCCGAAAAUCCGAGAGCAGAUCGCUGCUGCCAAUAAAGAGUUCGAAGAGAGUUCACAACUGGUUCAGGCUUACGAGGAGGAAAAUCACAAUCUUGGUUCCAUUGGGCACCUCCAUGAGAUGAGGAACGAGAUAAAUUCCAAAUUGAAGACAAACAAGCAGAAGCUGGCGACCAUGAACAAUGAGGAAAAGGAGAUGCUUAGGGGCUUGAAAAGGGUGAACGACGCGAUUGCAAACCUUGAUGCCAGGAUCCAGGAAGAAGUGAAGAAGGACGAGGAUGCUAGCAAGGAAAGGCGGGACGAUCUGAACCGUCGACUGGAAGAGGCGAAAGUCUCGUGUGACCAGGCUGAACGGCAGCUUCAAGAUCUCAAGGACGAGCGCCAGCAGAGGGGUCCAGAGACCGAGAAAAUCAAGCAGGACAUACAGAAGCUCAAUCAAGAACGCGAGCAGCUCAAACGUAGCAUCGUAGAGUGCCAGGAGCAAGUGCGGAUGUGCGUUGAGCGCGAGCGCAACAAAGUAGCGAGGUUUGGCACGAACAUGGACAGAGUGAUGGCAGAUAUCCAACGAACGAGAUGGCAUGGGAAUAAACCUGUCGGGCCAUUUGGAUUGUUCGUUGGCGUCAAGGAUCCGGCUCAAUGGGCUCCGAUUAUACGCGUUCAACUGGGGGCCCUUAUGAGUGGAUUUGCGGUAACUGACGCUCGGGAUCGCAAAACACUCGAAAAGUUGUUAAAGGGCCAUGGCAACCGGAACCCGUCCAUUGUCAUCUCCGAGGUUGACUUGUUCGACUAUAGUCGAGGAGAGCCACCAGAGGGAUACCUCACUGUUUUGCGCGCUCUAGAGAUCUCUGACGAGUACAUCCUGCGUGUCUUGAUUAAUCAAGCGCACGUCGAGGGCACGUUCCUUGCUCCUACCCGUUCGGAUGCAGACAGCGUCUUGUUACAGUAUGGACGCGGUGGGACGGCUUGGUCAGGCGAUCUGUACAACGUCCGCCGUUUCCCUGAGGGGGGUGGACAGUCAUCUGUCAUUCAUGCGCUUAGCAUGGGCGACCCAAGGCAGCAGCUGUUCACCGGCAAUGAUGCCACAGCGGAUAAGCAACGUUGGCAAGAACGUGGGAUGAAGCUCGAGCAGCAGUACAACUUGCUGAGUCAGCAGAUAGAUCAGCUCAAGCAGACGGAGACGCAGAAGGAUAGGGAAGCCCGGAGUCUUGCUAAACAAGAGAGCGACAUGUUGCGACGAUCCAGAGGACUGAAGGACCAGCGUGACUCCCUCCAAAUCCAAGUCAACAAUGAUAUGCCCGUUGGAAUUUCUGGACUCCAGGAUUCCAGAGCUGACAUGGUGAAGGAAAAGGAGGCUUAUGAAAGCCAGUGGCAGACUCUCGACAAAGAGAGGAAGGAAGUCAACGAAGCGCAGCGUCCCUUGUUGGAGGAAGCCAACGUUAUUAAGAAGCAGAUAGAGGAGUUUUCGGAGCUACAAGUUGGCAUACAGAACAAAAUUAGUGUUGAGGCGGUGAGACGGCUGAAUGCGCAGAACACGGCAACGCAUUUCAGCGAGAAACUUCAGGCUGAGGAGGCCAAGGUCACCACUGCUGAGGACGUGGUGAAGACUUUACAGACAGAGUUUGAGCAAUGGACAGCCAAGGCGACGGAGUACUGUGAACGCUUCGAGAACCCUCGUAAGGCUGAAGACGUACAGAAGAAUUUGGAAGCCGUUCAGACAGCCCUUCGCGAGCGUGAGAAGAAGCAAGGCGCUACAGUCGAAGAUAUGACGAUAGAAGUCAACAAGAAGAAGGCUGCGCUGGAGACUGCCAAGAAGGACUUGAAAAACAUGCUAUCUUUGAACAGGGCCCUUCGGAGAUCUGUGAAAGUCCGUCUUGCUAAGUGGCAUGAGUUUCGCCGUCACAUCGCCCUCCGUUGCAAAGUGUACUUCUCGUACCAUCUCUCGAACCGUGGCUACUACGGCAAAGUUUUGUUUGACCAUGUCAACGGCUCUCUACAGCUGAAGGUGCAAACGGACGAUCAGACAUCCACGCAAAAUUCGAGGGAGAAGGAUCCGCGCUCGCUCUCUGGUGGAGAGAAGUCGUUUUCCACCAUUUGUCUCCUGCUGUCACUCUGGGAGUCCAUCGGUUGUCCUAUUCGGUGCCUUGAUGAGUUCGAUGUGUUCAUGGAUGCUGUGAAUCGCCGUAUCAGUAUGAGGAUGAUGAUCGACACUGCCAACUCGUCCAACAACAAGCAGUACGUCCUGAUCACCCCGCAAGAUAUGACCAACAUCCACGUCUCACCCUCCGUGCGCGUGCACCGCAUGACCGACCCCGAGCGCGGCCAGGGUGUGCUGGCAUUCCAGUGA
Messenger RNA from Sparassis crispa, 3435 nucleotides. Its product is annotated as Structural maintenance of chromosomes protein. Gene Ontology annotation, biological process: double-strand break repair via homologous recombination. Gene Ontology annotation, cellular component: nucleus; site of double-strand break; Smc5-Smc6 complex. NCBI's taxonomy places the organism in Eukaryota, Fungi, Basidiomycota, Agaricomycetes, Polyporales, Sparassidaceae. The record is from RefSeq and is a predicted model, not a curated record. Gene Ontology annotation, molecular function: damaged DNA binding; single-stranded DNA binding. Bases 1 to 3435 code for a protein of 1144 amino acids. The transcript has 24 exons.